Acanthoscelides obtectus is the source of this 9046-nucleotide messenger RNA. Lineage: Eukaryota; Metazoa; Arthropoda; Insecta; Coleoptera; Chrysomelidae. The record is from the annotation of a GenBank genome assembly.
AGCUCAGUGACGUUUGGCGAGUCGAUGUGAGAUGUACGGGUCGCUCGAAAUCCGGAAAUCGGAGCAAACAAUGUGAAAAACGACUCGAAAAUUACAGCUCGGUUCGGGGGACAGUGAGCAAGAUGGACUGGGUGAUCUCGGACGAGCUGUCCCUGACCGUGGGCACGGUUGUAGGGUGGAUUAGCGCCGGAGCAAUGAUUAUCGGCGGGGUCAUCCCUUACAUACCCCAGUAUAGACAGAUCAGGAAGACCAAGGAUGCGGAAGGGUUCUCCCUGCUCGUCUGUCUGGCGCUGCUCAUUGCAAACACACUCAGAAUCAUGUUUUGGUUCGGCAAGCACUUCGAGUACCCGUUGCUGAUCCAGAGCAUCAUCAUGAACGUCAUGAUGUUCUUGAUGAUCCACCUGUGCGUCAGGGUUCGGCACCGGAAUCAGGUGUUGCAAGCCAGGCAAAGGAUUUUCACAGCAAAACCACAUGAAGUAAAGCAGCUGCUAAAUUCUAAGCCAACUCGUUGUUCCCGCAGUAUUUGUGACUUCGACGCGAAGUUCUUCUGGAACUGGUCAGACUUCCAAUCGUACGUAGACUGCAUGUUGGUGUUCACGAUAUGUGCUUCUCUCCUGAUGUACAUUUUCAUCGAGUACAUCUAUUUCGUGGAGGUGGUCGGUUUUCUGGCCGUUUUCACAGAAGCCAUGCUCGGAACGCCGCAGCUUUUCAAAAAUUAUCGGAACAAGAGCACGGAGGGAAUGAGUUUGAGUAUGGUGAUACUUUGGACAUGCGGCGACAUAUUCAAGACCACCUAUUUCAUCGUUCGAGAGGCUCCAAUACAAUUUUGGGUGUGCGGAAGCAUCCAGGUUACUGUAGAUAUUCUUAUAUUACUUCAGAAGCCCGUAGGUCAACGACUGGUCCACACCGGGUCGAUUGAGUGGUUAUCGUCUGGACGCACGACGAGCAGCCGGCAACCAAGAAGGCCGACUUGCACUGCUGCCAACUGGUAACUACCGCUACCACCGACGAGACGUCCACCAUUUUGUCAGAAAGUGCCGUCACAGCUGUCACCGCCUGCGCAGUGGCGCCCAUCUCCAACAAUAUCGUUUCUACUGUUGAUGAUGUAUCCGUUACACCGCCGCCCAGUGGUUGUCUAGAUUCGUCGUCUACUCCCAACUGCCUUGAGGUGGUGAGCGCCGAAGUCCAUGCAGAUGCCGAUUCUGAAGACGCAGGUGAAAAUCAACCGUUAUCUUCCAAGGUGGCAGCCGCGAAUGGCCUUGUACCUCACCACAGACGACACAGGGUCUCAUGCAGACGAAUGGUUGUGGGGGAGAAUGGCGAUUGCAGAGUCAGCAUGCUUGUACAUAGGCAUACAUUAUGACGAACGCUUUCAAGGGGCUGGACCUAGGAGGAUAAGGCGUGGACAGUAUGAUAGUAGUGAUGGUGGUAAAGGUGGUUAUAGUGGUGGUAGUUGGUGGAUCGAGCGUGGGUUUUUGGUGUGUGAAGGUUAUGAUAAUGUGAAGAGAAAUACAUCUAUUCACCGAUUUUGGUAUCACUUUCAUACCUCCAUAUCUCCUGUAUUAGAGUAUUUUUUAAGCCCACAGACAUAGUUUUUCAGUUUAAUCUUGUCGCCUAGAAAAUAUUGCCACUACGUAUGAGCAUUCUACAACUAUACUUGUCUCUGUUAGCAUAACAAAAAAAUUAAAGAACAUUGCUGGUUCAAUGGAAUGAGUGGCUGUUUUCUCAUUACUUCAUAUCAAUUACAUGAUCCAAAAAUAUGAUACAUCAACAUAUGUACUAUGAACUGACGGGAUAUUUCCUGAAUUUCAUCAAAAUCCAAGCAGGAAAAUAUGCAUAUUGUUACGCAUUUUUUGAAUUUCCGUUUCCCACCAAAAACCCAGCGCUCACUGCAUGUAAUCGAGCUUCCAAGGACGAAUUUUUCGGAAAUCGAGUGACCAAGUCGGCCCUUAGUUGACAGUGACGUGGUUCGAGGCAUAUUCAAAAGUUUCAUUACCCCCGGUGAGUACCAAAAUUAUGGUAGAAUCCAUUGAGUAACGUUUACUCAGUUUAAAUGUGUAUAUAGUUAUAUUUUUAAAUAAUUUUUAGGUUAGCUAUGGGGUUAUAUUAAUGAAACAUUUGAUCUUGUGUCGCUUUGUCACUACUGGGUAGUUUCUGUUGCGUUGUGAGACUUUGUGGACUCAGAGCUAGCAGGCUAUUGGGUUAUCUACCACCGCAAAAUGUAACAUUUCCCAAAAAUGUGUCAAUAAUUUUGCCUUUACUUUUAUAAACAAUAAAUGAUUUAUCUAUGCCACCAAACAACUUUCAUCUCCUGUUUAUCGAUUAUAGUUAGGCAUGUUUAAAUAGUACAAACAUUUAAGUGACUGUUCUUUCAUAUUCAUAAAUUUCAUUUCUUAUCUUCCCUUUACAAAUUUUCCCAGCUUAAUUGUUAGAAUCAUUUUGCUGAAAACAUUCACUAAAUUCAUGAUAACCCUCGUAUAGAUUUGCUGGCUCUGGAUCUGCUGAAACUUUUAGUUAGUUCGUGAAUGCGUUUAGACGAUACGUCGGAAGAUUUAACGAUCAGGACUUCCAUUUUGUAAAGUUGUUUUCGUUAAUUUGUAAGCACAAAAUUUGUUGAUGUUAUCGAGAAGAUUUAUAAAAGUAGGAGACAAUCUCCAGAGGUAAACGUGUAAGGAGUUGUCUUUACGGCUAUGUAUCACAUAGUUUACGUUGUUUCAAUGGAUGAACUACCAGACGCUUUGUGGAGCAAAGUAAUUCGACUUAUGACAUUUUUACGUAUUCGUUGAUAGGACGGCUACAAGAACAAUUCAGUAAAAUUGUAUAAGUAGAUGUGUGAAGGAAAGGUUGAGACUAGCAUCAAAUUUGUCUAGUCUCCUUAGUAAAAAAGCCUCAAGUCGAAAAAAUUGACUUAUAAUCUAUUAUACCAUCAUUUAUCAUUCAUAAAAAUCAAAUUCCUAAAAAAAAAACAAAUGGGCAAAUCUUAGACUAUUUGUCCAUAUGAGGUUUGUGUCAAAGCACAGCAUUGCCAGAUGGAUCGGACAGAAUUUAUCCUACUUUAAGAAACCCUCAAAUCACAAUUAAUUAAUGGAAAGUGGUAGGUUUGGUUCAAAACACAUCCUUAAGUAAAAAUCCCCAAAAUUUAGAGAAAAUACCCCAACAUGGCAACCCUGUCAAAGCACCACUGGUCAUGCUUCUGGUUUUUGCAGCACGAACAGUGUUGCCGUAGUUUCUCCUGGUAUAUGGGCUUCAUGAUACUGCACCAGAGGUGACGCUCACAGACAUAUUAUCAAUUUUUACGGACUAUAGCUCAAACCUUUCAAUGGAUUUCGACAUUUGAGGCAUCUGGAGCGGAGUGUUCAGUGUCCCGUCCGGCCUACUGCUGUCGGGUGUUUUGUCUUGUUACGCAAUAAACAUGCGUGUUAAUCUUUUUAACACACUUCAUUUGGCUGCUUGAUUUACUUUUGCAAGGGAAAUUGCUGCUAGAUUAAUCAAUUCUAAGCUUCAAUUUUUGAAUUUCAUAAUUGCUAUGAUAAUACUAAAAAUCUGGGAACGUCUGCUAUAUUGGGCAAGGGUAAUAAUCACACGUCCUUCAGGAUUUUUAACCACUCAAGGGCGAUCGUGUUUGAAAUAUAUUUUUUGUAUUUCUAUGGAUAACAAAUAUACGUACUUCUACUUCCACUUCACAAUUAUGAAAUGAUUAAGUUCCAUAUUACUUUCUACAUAGCAUUUGGUAAUUGAUCUGAAUGUUGUCUAAUAAACCAAUCUGUAUCAUUGAGGCAAAAAGGCUCGUGCAUAAUCUUAGAUAUGUAUGCUUAUUUAUUCCAGAAAAAUAUUCCUUAAUUAUAUUCCCCCAAAGAACGCCAGAUGAACUAUGUUUAUAUAGGUAGGUUGAAGGUAUUAUUUUGGCCUUCAUGAGAUUUCCAAUUUCAAAAAUACAGAAUAUAGCAACAUUGAUUGGUGUGUUGAAUUAAAUGUCUUUUAUUGACCACAUGAGGGUAAAUAAUUCAGAGCUCUAAUGCAAGAAUCCGUUGAUGUAUAUGUAACCUAAUUUUCAGCAAUUUUAAGAAAUCGGAUUAAUUCGGAAAUUUGCACAGGAGUCAAAAAAACCAAAUUUUAAAAUAAAAAAAAAAUUAAUUUUGAGAUUUAGAAAAAAAUUAGAUCAAUGAAUUUGAAAAAUAACUGGAAAAUUCGAAAAUUUGAAAACUAAUUCGAAGAUUUGGAAACUUUGAAAAAAUUAGCAGAACAAUUUGGGAAUUUUAAACAAAAAAUUAUACAAAAUGGAAAAGUUACAUAAACAUGAAUGAAAAUAUACCAGAAAUCGAAGCUCUUGAUUUUGAGUACCUUUGUUGUCGUUUUGAGACGGAACAUUCAGAAAAUAAAUUGUUUUAAAAAAGUAACAAAAAACACGCUUUAAUAGCAAAUUGGAGUAAACAGAAGAAAAUAUAUUGAUCAAGUAUAGGAGAGUUUGUGUUACUGCAAUAGAAAGUCCAACGAUCAAGUAUGACUAACCAAUUUUGAAUGAGAUCAAUGUAAAAAUUAAAAUAUUAACAAAAAAUAUCAAUUAUAAUAAAAAAGCGUGGUGUCCAAAUACCUAUAUUUUCAUAGAUAACUAAAGUUUUGUAAAUAGUAAUUAAAAAAAAUUAAUCUAACAUAUCAAGCAUUCCACGCUUUUUACAAUAAUUGAUUUUUUGUAUCUUAUAUUUUGUAUUGAUCUUUUUCCAAAUUGAUAUUAGUCAUACUUGAUUGUUGGACUUUCUAUUGCUCACAAACUCUUCUAUACGUAUACUUGAAAAAUCGUUUUCUACUUUUUACUUCGAUUUGCUAUUAAAGCAUGUUAUUUACGUAGAAUUUUGGAUCUAACGCGUUCUUGCAUUGGAGGGUUCAUUUAUAGGUUUAAAGAAAUACACAUACAUGAACAUGUUUACAGUUAGCAGGGAAAUUCCAUGCAAGGGAAAAUACUAUCUCCGAAGAAUUAGAAAUAAGCUUCACUUUUAAAUUGCACUCUAGACCAAAAAUAAAUGAAUGCACCGAUUUCGAAACAGCGUGAGACAAAAUGGAAUAGUUUAUGGUGAGAUAUAUUAGUUCAUUAUAUCGUGUAUGUAGAGUAAUAUUAAGUCAAAAAUAGAACCGCUGAGCGAACUCACAGUGACAUUUUUUGAAUAAAAUAUCCUUGUAUGCAAGUAGGCGAAAAAUUUGACGAUCGCCAUCUGUCAAUGAUUUACAAAGCUCAUUUCAUCCUCAACCCUUUAAGGUUGAAAAUGACAGAAAGGUUCCUUGUCCAUGACUCAAGGUUAAGUCAAAAUUUGUAAAGGAAACCCCUCAUUGUUAUACUGGAAAAGGAAAAAGUAAAAAAAUUACGACAGAAUGUGACCUCGACCUCAAAUAAUAUUUAAGGUUUACUUGACUUGACUGAAGUCAAGGUCACAUUCGGACGUAAAGUUUACUAAUUUUUCCAUAUCCAGUAUAAAGAUGAGAUGUUUUCUUUGGAAAUUUUCAUUUGAACUUCAAGGUCAUGGUCAAGGCCACGGUCAAGGUCACCUUUGGGUGAUCCGGCAAACCUCACAACUGGGCUGUCGAAAACAUAUUUGCUAUAGCAAACUGUUUGCGAUAUAUUGAUUUGACCUUCAAAUGACACUGGAGGCAGUCGUCGAGCCAAGGUGAUGUACGAAUGUGAAAUUUGCUCCUCUUUUCAGUUCUGAUAUGAAAAAGAAGCGGUUCUGUUUGAAAAUACCCGCUUAUACUUGAAAUGACCUGGACGGUCGUGGUCAACGUCAUUGUCAAGGCUACCAUCAAUUUGCGAUCGUGAAACCCUACAAGUUUUGUUCGAAACAAUUUGCUCCGUCAAAAAUGUUCGACAGAAACAAACCUCACAACCGCGCUGUCGAAAACAUUUUUGCUAUAGCAAAUCGUUUUCGAUGUCUCGAUCUGACCUUGAAAUAGCAUUGGCAGCAGUAGUCAAGGUGAUGUUCGGAUGCAAAAUUUGCUUCUCUCUUCUAUUCAGAUAUGAAAAAGGGGCGGUUGUAUUUGAAAAUACCCACUUAACCUUGAAAUGACAUUGGCAAUCCUAGUCACGGUCAGUGUUAUGUUUUGAACUUUUUUAUAGAAUGUCUAUUUUCUGCCAUUUUUAACAUUAUGAGUUGAGGUUGAAAUCAGCUUGGCGAAUCAUUGGUAGGUGGCGAUCGUCAUAUUUCUCACCUAUUUGCGCACAAAAUUUUGAAUUUUUCAGAAGACCACGCACCACACUGAUGAGUUGCCUAAAGAGCACGAAGCAGUGCUGUAUGCGGCUGGUCAUGGUUACAGAAACAUAAAGCAACUUCCAAUUCAACCUAAGAUAUCCUACUGUAGUUUUCAUCGGUAAACAUAUGAGUUCACAAUUUAUCAGUUUGUAUAUUUUUGGAACGUUUGUGGACUUUCUUUUUUCAUUUUUUUUAAAUACUUUGGUUUUUAAUUUUCUUCUUCGAUUCCUACCACAUUCCGUAAUUUUAGUGGACAGUAACUAACAGACAGAAUAUAGCCUGUAAAUUCAAUAUUCCUUCAUACAAAAUUACCAGUUGCCUCAAAAUGGUUUAACACAAAUCAUUUUAUUUCAGUUGGAUGUAUAAACACCAACCGAAAACAAUUAAAACGUGUUAUUUAGAAAUAUGUUAGGAUAUGGGUUAUGUUAACCAAUGUUCACACAUUGUUUUAGCUUUAUAUCAAUUUAGGUCGUACGUGUAAACAUAAUAAAUAUGAAAAUUGGUUUCAAUGGAUCUUCACAUCACUUAUAAAUCAAUAUAGGUACUUCUGUAUCUUCAGCGUAGGUACAAUCCAGUUUCUAGAGAUUUGUUCAUUGUAAGUGAAUAUAAUUUACGGCUUUGUCAUUGUGGGACACCCAGCUGAGUAUCAACAAAAAGAACAAAUUUUCAGCGUGAGUAAAACUGGACCAAGUACUCAGUUGACUUUUGAGGUUAUAUCUAUCAAAAAAAGUAAUGCCUUAUUAGGAUGAAUUCUAAUUUAGAAUAUUGCAGUGAGAUUAGUAGAUUUGCAACAAACAAUUUUGCUGAAAGCAUCUUUGACAACUACUAGACUUUUGUAAAAUUUCUUAUUUUGAGUUCUAUGCCAAAUAUGUUGGAAAUACGUUCAAAGCUCCGCGUUCUCUUCCAGUUUUAAGCUCCCUUUCUACUAUUGCAGCUAAUCGUAGAAAAUCUCAGUAGUUUUCAAUACUUGGUGCUUUGUCUGAUUACGUUAGAUUGAUAUUUCGCAGAAAUUAGUCGAUCAAAUAACGUUUCCUAGAUUUGCCAAAUAAAUCUCCAUACAAAAAAUUGUAUUAUCUGCAAGGGAAAGGAAUGCGGGCGGGAAAUAGCGAUGCUGUCGGUCAUUGUUGUAUGAAGUACAGUUCUUGAGCUAUAAUUUGGAUUAUGUGAGGUUUGUUAAUGUCAGUGGUAUCAAGAGGAUACCCUACCUGUUUCCUUUCUGCAUUUUUUCGCGGAUAAUAUUUAUCUAGAUUAUGUUUUUGCGUAUGGUGCUAUUUCGUUAUCACAAUGCUUCCUAUGUUGAUUAGUUUUAACAUAAAUGUUUAUGUAGAAUUCCUCACACACUGACCAGCGAAUAGGAGCGUUGCCAUUAUACAGGGUGUAACAAAUUUUGUACAUAAUGUGGAUAUAUGUAGCUGUUGAUAUGUUUUAGUGUCACUUCUGAAUAGAUAAGCUUCGAACAUACCUUGGAGUUGAUGUUGUUAUGCCCUGUACUUGUAAUUAUAGAUGUAACGAGGUGUAUAAUAUAUUUUUUGUAACAUCAGCAAUAAAUUUAUCUGUUGUGUCAUCAUUACCGAAUGUAACGAAGUGAAAGAAAGAACGAGUUGCAAUAAAAACAUGUUUUGUCGAAAUUGACGUAACACAUGCAUUUUCGCUGAAGCAUCUGCAUGGGCGCCAAAUAAAACCACGGAUGUAAAAUUGACGAUUUACUAUCACAGACGUAGAACUGAAGUCAUUUCAGGCAAUGUGGUUUUUUAAUAAAUUAAUUUGUGUAUAAUAAAAAAUACUUUUUAGCUGUACUAGGCCGUGAAGGUUAAAACUGCCCUGUUGCGACUCAAACAGGAAACAAGAAAAGUUAAUUAUUCCCAUUUUAAUACAUAUGUACUUUUACAUAGAUUGUUCUGUUCAAAGAUGGUAUCCAGCAUUUCUUUUAAUGUGUUAUACAACUUUGAUCAGGGAACAUGUAAAUAAAAAAGCAGUAAAUAUUUUCGACAAAAACCUAAUUAUUUUAUUAAUUAUGUUAAAUCCUUUGUAAUAGGCAGCAUGAUAUUAUGUUUAACCACCAAUAAGGAGCUUGGGAUGAAAAUCAUAGUGUAUAUUUAUACCAGCCAUGUUUGUGGUGUUUUUCGUUCCCAAGCAUCACUGUAGUCACAAUUCAACACUGUUGGAGCUGCGUCAUAAGAAUAUCCUUCAACUAUGAAUUUUAAUAUUAUCCACAACAAAAAUUAACAUUCUAGCUUCAAUUGCUCAUAAAAAAAGUAUAGGCAGAAUUUAGGGGUAACUCAUCAUAAUCUAUUUGGCAUUUUUUUUUGUGGGAAUAAUGAAUUCUAUAAAUAAAAUACCUUGUUGGGAUGAUUUAUUAAAGUUUUGAUUGAUUGUUUUGAAUGGUUCAUUGUGUUUUAGUUUCUAUGAGCCAACUCUAACAGUUUUGGAAUCCUGUGCUUUUUCGCUGUGAUUAUUCUUUUAAAUAAUUACUAUAUGUGUUACUAGUCAGGUUGUAUUGAUUUUUAUUUGUAUCUGUCAAUUAUAUACAUCCGCUGUUGGAAGUUGGGUUAAUGGACAGUAAGUAGUCGCAGAGGCAGCCUUUUAAUAUUCCUUUAACUCAACCGUUAUGGAGAAAUAAUUCUGCAUCAGUUGUUGAAUAUUACUGUCCAGAAAUUCCCGCCAUUCCUGUAUAAAUGUCAUUCGGAUCAAUGAAACAUUAAACUGUACCUAAUAACUUUAUGAGUUCGUUGUGUGAUAUGUUCUAAUGAUGUGGAUAUUUAUUUUUUAGACGGUUGACGCAGGUGCUUUAAUAAAUUUAGUUGUUUAUA